AUGCAAGUGGUGGAUAACUUUCCGUACCUGGGCAGUACCCUCUCCUUUAGCACCGAAAUCGAUGAAAAAAUCGUCCGCAGGAUUUCGAAAGCCAGUCAAGCCUUCGGUCGCCUCCAAAGCACAGUUUGCAAUCGUCACGGUCACCAACUGACGACGAAGCUGAAGGUCAUCAUCCUCCCGACGCUGCUGUACGGAGCGCAGGCUUGGACAGUGUACACAAAGCAGGCACGCCGACUGAACCACUUAAACCUCAGUUGUCUUCGUCGCAUCCUGCGGCUGAGUUGGCAGAAUCGAUUCCCCGACACUGAUGUAAUGGAACGGACGGGAAUCCUCAGCAUCUACACCAUGUUGCGACAAAUGCAGCUGCGUUGGAGCGACCACCUGCUGCGCAUGGACGACGAGCAACUACCCAAACAACUCUUCUACGGAGACGACGCGACGGGCUCUCGUCGCCAAGGACGUCGAAUUCGCCGAUAUAAUGACACUGAAGUACUUUCUGAAGCGUUUGCAAAUUAACCCGACCAACUGGGAAGAGCUCGCUCUCGACCGGCCGACCUGGAGGAGGACAGUGAAGACAGGCGCUGCGAUCUAUGAAGCCAACCGAAUCGCAGCCGCCAAAGUGAAAAGCUAAGCACGCAAGUCGCAGCCGCGUCCACUCCGCAACGACGACGCACAACAACUUCCAACAUGUCCUCGGUGUCAACAGACAUUCCGGGCACCAACUGGACUUAUUGGACACCUUCGGAUCAACUACACCGCUCGGACCGCACCAACCUUCGUCUCCCCGCCCGCCUCUUCCUCGUCCUCUCCGCCGCCGACUAACUCCGACUACUCUUCUGAAUCACCACUUCCAUCCUCCUCCUCCUCCUCCUCCUCCUCCUCCUUCACUGCCCCUAGGACGGUCGCUCCGGCGGCUGUCACGCACGACAACACAACAACAGACACAAUCCCUCGAGCCUCCGACUCCAGAGGUGAGGACCAGGGCUACGCCUGCUCUCACUGCGACCGCACCUUCACCUCACACAUCGUCCUGGUCGGGUACUUGCGAAUCCAUCGCACAGAGGCUGUCGAACCAGUGCCUGGAGCACCAACAUACACCCACCGCACUCGCCUCUACUGUCCGCACUGCCCUCGCACCUUCACUCAUCGCAUGGGCCUAUUCGGCCACAUGCGCACCCACGAUGACCUGCGGUAG
Molecule: messenger RNA, 1195 nt
Organism: Spirometra erinaceieuropaei
Lineage: Eukaryota; Metazoa; Platyhelminthes; Cestoda; Diphyllobothriidea; Diphyllobothriidae
Source: the annotation of a GenBank genome assembly